Daucus carota subsp. sativus is the source of this 639-nucleotide messenger RNA. RefSeq lists its product as uncharacterized. The transcript has 2 exons. NCBI's taxonomy places the organism in Eukaryota, Viridiplantae, Streptophyta, Magnoliopsida, Apiales, Apiaceae. Bases 138 to 389 code for a protein of 83 amino acids. The record is from RefSeq and is a predicted model, not a curated record.
CUCUCAGAGUAGGCCUUAACUUGAUCAUUGGGCUUCUUUCACUAAAACUGGACUCUUGAUUCAGGACCCAUAAUCUGAAUAAGCGUUAUUACAGGUCAAAAUUCAAGUGUCUGAAAACAGACAGCUGACCCAGAACUAUGAACACUCAUUCAGAAGAGAAGGAUGUGAAAGCACCUAAUUUAUAUGAAAGAGCCAAGGAGGAGGUUGAGGCAGUAGCUCACAGGGAUGGAUCUCCUCACCAUCAUAAGGAGACGCAUGGAACAAGUGACGAUAUUGAUGAAACUACACCAGUUGAGGCAGUGAAAGGUCCUGGUGUUUUUCAACGGGCAAAGGAAGAGAUUCAAGCUGUUGCUGAAGCGAUUGUUGAAAUAGUCCAUCCUAAAAAAUAAGCACAUCAUCAGGCAUUGAUGUAGUCCCCUGUAAGACACUGUUUUAGCAUAAGCCGUCAUUCGUGAUGUUGAUCAUUUGCUGCUUUACCUUAUCGGCUUAUCCUGUAAUAUGUAACAUGCUGUUAAGUAAUUGUCAGGGAGGAAACAAAGAACAUGUUUCAAUUAUUUGUUAUUUUUACUGUAUGUUUGUAUAAGAAAUGAUAUGUACACAUUGUUUUAAUGUUGAUAUACAUCUUACUGAAUUGUGUAA